AUGCCCUCGUUCGUAGUACUUUGGCAUACUGUAGAGAGUGAGAAGCAGUCUGCCAUACUACAACGAAUAGCAGACUACUGUGAUGCGGACGCUCGGGUCGCUUCGAACGGGACGAAGUGGCACGAAGUAGCGCUUCGGGAGCGAAGCGGGUCAUCGGUCUCCACACACUCGUUGAGAUUACAGAGUCAAGACGCACGGACAAUAUUUACAAGUGCACGUCUGUACUUCACAGGCCGCUUUGCCGCGCGUCAGCAAAGUCUCACUUUAUUAACACAGCGGUCCAUGAAGUUCUUCUUCCUCUUCGUUUGGGUGCCGUCGUCGAGCGGCGGCGAGGUAUCGUCCGGCACACCCUCGCGGCUGCGACUCUGGCGCGCGAGAGGGGUCGGGCCGUCCGCCGGCCUCCCCGCGCUCGUGGGACUCGGUGCUGAGUCUCGAGAUUUCCUCACUGAUGACCGUCGACUCCGUUGCGGUCUGAAAAGUGUACUCCUGUUAGCAAUGUUGUAA
This is a messenger RNA of Pieris macdunnoughi, 504 nucleotides long. Lineage: Eukaryota; Metazoa; Arthropoda; Insecta; Lepidoptera; Pieridae. The record is from the annotation of a GenBank genome assembly.